UUUGUCUUCUUCUCUCUGCUCUCGUUGCAGAAGCAGAACCCAAUUCAAACCAUGAUGGCUACAACAGUGCAGCAGCAGAGGAGCUUCAUUUCACACAUAAACCCCAACCUUAAACUAUCUUCUUAUUCAUUCAGAAUUCAAUCCCAAGCUCAUAACAUUCCAAGAAGAAGAAGUAUUUCAAUUCCUCCUUCUCCUCUUCCAAAAGGGCUUGGACGAAUUGGAGCAGGAACUCCUUUUUUGUAUUCAGAUCAUCAUCAUCAACACAGAGGGUCUAAGAACAACAACAUUUUUGCCUCAUUCUCAGCUUCCAAUCAAGAAGAAAAGAAGCAGAACCCAAUUCAAACCAUGAUGGCUACAACAGUGCAGCAGCAGAGGAGCUUCAUUUCACACAUAAACCCCAACCUUAAACUAUCUUCUUAUUCAUUCAGAAUUCAAUCCCAAGCUCAUAACAUUCCAAGAAGAAGAAGUAUUUCAAUUCCUCCUUCUCCUCUUCCAAAAGGGCUUGGACGAAUUGGAGCAGGAACUCCUUUUUUGUAUUCAGAUCAUCAUCAUCAACACAGAGGGUCUAAGAACAACAACAUUUUUGCCUCAUUCUCAGCUUCCAAUCAAGAAGAAAAGAAGCAGAACCCAAUUCAAACCAUGUGGCUACAACAGUGCAGCAGCAGAGGAAAUUCAUCCCAAGCUCAUAACAUUCCAAGAAGAAGAAGUAUUUCAAUUCCUCCUUCUCCUCUUCCAAAAGGGCUUGGACGAAUUGGAGCAGGAACUCCUUUUUUGUAUUCAGAUCAUCAUCAUCAACACAGAGGGUCUAAGAACAACAACAUUUUUGCCUCAUUCUCAGCUUCCAAUCAAGAAGAAAAGAAGCCUGAUGAGAUCGAUGCCGAAAAGGAGAAAAAUGAGGUUAAAGCUGGAGCUGAAGGAUCCGCAGAAGCUUCGGAACAUAAGCAUGAGGAAAAGGAGAAGAGUGGGGUUGAAGCUGGAGCUGAGGAAUCCGAAGAAGCUUGGAAACAUAUGCUGGAAUCAUUUAAAGAACAAGCAUUGAAAAUGCAGGACAUUUCACAAGAAGCGUAUGAGUUGUAUUCUAAAAGGGCUGCGGUUAUCUUGAAGGAGACUUCGGAGAAAUUGAAAAUCCAGGCAGAAAAAUCGAGCCUUGAUUUGAGUAGAUUGGCUAAAGAUAUUAGUGUAGAAGGUAAGGAGUAUCUCUCAACGGUUGCAGAGAAAUCUCCCGAGCAGGUGAAGGAUAUUGUGGAAACUUUUGCAACCUCAUCAGAAGAUGAUUGGAAAAAUGUUGAGAAAGUUCCUCAUUUUUUCCUUGGCAUUCCUUAUGGUGCAUUUCUCUGUCUUGGAGGAUUUCUUUCCUUCAUGCUAACCGGAAGCGUUUCAGGUAUUAGAUUUGGGACAAUUCUGGGUGGUGCUCUAUUGGCUUUAAGCAUAUCAAGCUUGAGAUCAUGGAAAAAAGGACAGACAUCUGCUUUGGCUUUGAAAGGGGAAGCAGUGAUUGCAGCUAUACUCUUUCUAAGGCCUCUGUGCAUGUUCUUUCAGGGACCCUCAUUUUCAAGUUUUAUUACGGCUAUCAUCAGUGGUUACAUGGUAGCUUUCUUCAUCUAUAAAAUCGUAUUGGAUGGUAAACAAAAGAAAGGUCCAGCCUGAAACAUGGACAUGACAGUUAUGUAUACUCUACUCAUGCACCAAGGCAGGUAGAAGCGAUGGUGUAUGGAGAUUUAAACAGCUUCGGGGCAACACCAGGAAGUUAUAAACUGACCAGAAAAUAUGAACAACGAUGGUCAGCGUUAGAGGUUUCUUUACUGUGUUUAUAUGUGCUAUUUUUUCUGGUUAUUUCUGUGAUUUACUGUACUUGUAUUGUCAGAAAACAAAAUUGUCUACAAAAGAAUGAAAUGGAAAAUAAAUUAUCGAAA
This is a messenger RNA of Papaver somniferum (opium poppy), 1913 nucleotides long. RefSeq lists its product as uncharacterized. The record is from RefSeq and is a predicted model, not a curated record. The transcript has 10 exons. Bases 52 to 1647 code for a protein of 531 amino acids. Gene Ontology annotation, cellular component: membrane. Lineage: Eukaryota; Viridiplantae; Streptophyta; Magnoliopsida; Ranunculales; Papaveraceae.